Molecule: messenger RNA, 1282 nt
Organism: Amblyraja radiata (thorny skate)
Lineage: Eukaryota; Metazoa; Chordata; Chondrichthyes; Rajiformes; Rajidae
Product: C-C chemokine receptor type 9-like
Exons: 2
Coding region: 83-1171 (362 amino acids)
Biological process (GO): calcium-mediated signaling; immune response; positive regulation of cytosolic calcium ion concentration
Cellular component (GO): membrane; external side of plasma membrane
Molecular function (GO): C-C chemokine receptor activity; C-C chemokine binding
Source: RefSeq, a predicted model, not a curated record
CACGGAGCAGCGGGCACUGCGCACUGACGGAGCACUGGCACAGAGCACGGACAAGUUGCAGGGAUCAGCAGCUGGCAAGGAUAUGACGGAAGUGUCGGAGGACCAGUAUUGGUCGGCGGUGACCAUAAACUACAGCUCAGAGUACCCCAACUAUCAAGAUUACGACGAGUCGGGCGGGAUGUGCCGAAGAUCGGAUGUCCGCCAAUUUGCCCGGUACUUCCUGCCGCCAUUCUACCUGGUGGUCUUCCUGCUGGGAUCUGUGGGGAACGUCCUGGUGGUGGUGCUGUACGCCUGCAACAAGAGGGUGAAGACCAUGACGGACGUGUACCUCCUCAACCUGGCCGUGGCCGACCUCCUCUUCCUCUGCACCCUCCCCUUCUGGGCCCUGGACGUGGUGAGCGGCUGGGUCUUUGGAGACUUCAUGUGCAAGGCGGCCGCCAGCAUCUACAAGAUCAACUUCUUCAGCUGCAUCCUGCUGCUGUCGUGCAUCAGCGUCGACCGCUACAUCGCCAUCGUGAUGGCCGUCAAGGCCAGGGGCUCCAGGAGGAAGAUGCUUCUUCGCAGCAAGAUGGCUUCCUUGCUGGUUUGGCUGUUGGCUGUGAUCCUGUCCCUGCCCGAAUUGUGCUUCAGCCGGCAGGACUCCGCGCAGGGCCGUUGCCUCACCGUGUACCCGGAGAAGGUGCUGAAGGCCUCGGGCCUAGCCGUGCAGGUGGCCGCCGGCUUCUUCCUGCCCUUCGCCGUCAUGGCCUUCUGCUACGCCACCGUGGUCUGGAAGCUGCUCCGAGCGCACACGCUCCAGAGGCACCGGGCCAUCAAGGUGGUCGGGACGGUGGUGGCGGCCUUCGUCCUCUCCCAGCUGCCCUACAACACCUUGGUCAUCGUCAGGGCCAUGGACGCCAUCAACAUCACCAUCACCGACUGCCAGACCCUCAAGAACUUGGACGUGGCCACCCAGGUCGCUCAGAGCGUGGCCUUCCUGCACUCCUGCCUCAACCCGCUCCUGUACGCCUUCAUCGGCGUCAAGUUCCGUAAAGAUCUGCUGAGAAUCCUGAAGGAUGUGGGAUGUGCCGGGACCGUCAAAGCCAAACCACAGCUAGGCCCGUAUAAGACAAACUCGAAGUUCCCCCCUGUGCAUUCAGAGACUGAAACGACAGCGACCUUCUCUCUAUAAACCUCCCCCCCCCCCCCAUAACAUUGGCCAAACACGAGCGUCUGAAGUACUAGGUUAGUUUAGAGGUGAAUUGAAUGAAUUGCCAGAGGAGGUAGUUGAGUCUGGGACUAU